UUUAUUGCACACGCAUUAUGUUAGUUCGCUCCGAACGAGUUCUUACUAUGUUACUGUCUGAUUUCUUCAGCUUACAGAAAAAGCCACCUUCACUCUCUCUUUCUUUUUCACAAACUCACUUCUAACGCAUCUUCAAAACCCAAACCAUUAGGUUAAUCUUUUCCUCUAUUAGACCCACUUCAUGGGUAAGGCAUCCAAAUGGUUUCGCUCCCUUCUUGCUCUCAAAAGACCAGACUCGCCGUCCGCCGCCGCUCCCAAGGAGAAACGACGGUGGAGCUUCGUCAAAUCCUACAGAGAAAAGGACCAUUCCGCCGUCGACCACCACGCACCACCCGUCCACUCCUCGGUACACGCGGAAAGCGCUGAUCCCAACCUUCCAGCACUCACCGCCGUCACCGUCGUCGGAGGAUUUACCCGAGAAGAAUCCGCAGCCGUUAAGAUUCAAGCCGCGUUUCGAGGCUCUUUGGCAAGGAAAGCCCUUAGAGCGUUAAAAGGAUUGGUGAAGCUACAGGCGUUAGUGAGAGGUGAGAUUGAGAGAAAGCGAACAUCAGAAUGGCUUCGAAGGGUCCAAACACUCUUACGUAUUCAGGCCCAGGCCCAAUUCCGUGCUGGGCGGGCCCAAAUUUUGCACUCACCUUAUCGGAAUGCAAACCCAUCCACUGCGUACCUCCAUGGAUCACCAGACAAAUCUGAAAGCCCCAUCAGAUCCGAGAGCAUGAAAUAUGAUCACUCACCAUCAUUACUCAAGAGAAACAGUUCAAAGUCCCGCAUGCAGAUGAAUGUUAAUGAAGAGAAAUCAUGGCAUGAACGAAGAUGGUGGUCAAGAGGUUUUAGCCUGGACGAAGAAAGAUGUGUGAGGAUUCUAGAAAACGAUUCUGGAAAAGCACACAUGACAUCAAAGGGUAGAAGCCAUGGUUUGGUCGGUGAAGGUCAGUGUUACAGCCCUCUAAAAUGGAACGAGGUUGAGGAAAACUCAUGGUGUGGUGGUGAGAACAGUCCUCGUACUUUAUCCUCCUCGUCUAAAAAUGGUGUCUCCAAACGAAGCCCUUUUACUCCUACCAAGAGUGAUGGGUCAAAGAGCCAUGGAAGUGGUUAUUCUGAACCUGAUUAUCCGAGUUACAUGGCAUACACUGAAUCCUCAAUGGCAAAGGUGAGAUCUGUGAGUGUUCCAAAGCAGAGACCCACCCAAUACCAGAGGUCAACUUCAUCUUCUAACAGCUACUCGCUUCAUCAUCAUGGAUUUCAAUCUGGUGACUCAAAGUUGGCCACGCAAAGAUCACACGCAAACUUCACUCAUAAGGCUUACCCUGGUUCUGGUCGUUUGGACAAGCUUGGGUAACCUGUGCCGUAUUAUAAAUAAUGACUAACGUAAAUAUAUGUUCUGUUGGAAUGGAUUUUCAAUGUUUUUAU
Molecule: messenger RNA, 1410 nt
Organism: Vigna unguiculata (cowpea)
Lineage: Eukaryota; Viridiplantae; Streptophyta; Magnoliopsida; Fabales; Fabaceae
Product: protein IQ-DOMAIN 22-like
Molecular function (GO): protein binding
Source: RefSeq, a predicted model, not a curated record